This is a messenger RNA of Acanthisitta chloris (rifleman), 1197 nucleotides long. RefSeq names its product JNK1/MAPK8-associated membrane protein (gene JKAMP). NCBI's taxonomy places the organism in Eukaryota, Metazoa, Chordata, Aves, Passeriformes, Acanthisittidae. Gene Ontology annotation, molecular function: ubiquitin protein ligase binding. The record is from RefSeq and is a predicted model, not a curated record. Gene Ontology annotation, biological process: response to unfolded protein. Bases 95 to 841 code for a protein of 248 amino acids. The transcript has 5 exons. Gene Ontology annotation, cellular component: membrane.
GGUAUGUCCUAGAGGCCAAAGAACUGAUGACAACAAAAUCUGCCGGGAAUGCGUGGGAUCUCCGGAUCGCUACGACUGGCUCUACCUUGGCUUCAUGGCUAUGCUUCCCCUGGUUUUACACUGGUUCUUCAUUGAGUGGUACUCUGGAAAGAAGAGUUCCAGUGCUCUGCUGCAGCACAUCACAGCCCUGCUGGAGUGCAGCAUUGCAGCUGUUAUCACUCUGCUGGUCAGCGACCCUGUGGGCUCCUUGCACAUCCGCUCCUGCAGGGUGAAGAAGCUCUCGGACUGGUACACGAUGCUCUACAACCCCAGUCCUGACUACAUCACCACAGUGCACUGCACCCAUGAGGCUGUGUAUCCCCUGUACACCAUUGUGUUUAUAUAUUAUGCCUUCUGCCUUGUGUUAAUGAUGCUACUUCGGCCUCUCCUGGUUAAGAAGAUUGCCUGUGGCUUAGGAAAGUCUGAUCGAUUUAAAAGCAUUUAUGCUGCACUGUACUUCUUCCCUAUCCUCACGGUGCUGCAGGCUGUUGGAGGAGGUCUGCUCUAUUAUGCCUUCCCAUACAUCAUACUGGUGCUGUCUUUGGUUACACUAGCUGUGUACAUGUCUGCUUCUGAAGUGGAGUCUUUCAAGGAUCUUCUUGUGAGGAAGAAAAGGCUUGUUGUCCUCUUCAGCCACUGGUUACUUCAUGCCUAUGGAAUCAUCUCUAUUUCUAAACUGGAUAAGCUUGAGCAGGACCUGCCAUUGCUUGCCUUGGUUCCUGCCCCUGCUCUCUUCUACCUGAUGACAGCGAAGUACACGGAGCCAUCUCGUAUCCUCUCAGAAGGUGGGAAUGGACAUUAAGAGGAUCCUGUGCCAACAAUGCUGUCCCAGUGAUCUGGAUUAAGCAAUUUUAGUGCUUGUCACACUUUGGAAACUUCUGUUUUAAAAGAAGUUGUUUAUGUACCAGACUUCUGGCGAGAUACCUCUGGGUGAGCCUGUAUGGUACUACAAAGCUGCACUUUGUAUUCUUCAUAAGUAGCUGGUAUAGAUCAAAGGGAAUGUCUUUGUAUCUAUUUAUCACUGUGAAUCUGUAUAAAAAGCUUGUGACACGUUCUGGUACAGUGGUUUGCUUGUGUAUGUUCAUUUCCUAAUACACCAUUUGAAUAAAACAACAGAGCCUAGUUUUCAGUAGACUCUGAAUAAAACACAUAGAGCUU